CGACGAUCUUUUCCAGACAGAUCUGUCAUCUCUGCCAUCGCUUUUUCCAGAUCCCCUCGGAUGGUGCAGCAGAAACUACGGUAAAACCAGAGGAGGCGUUAGGAGGGUUCUGACCUUGGAGUCUGACAUUUCUUGGAUGUUCUAGGACAUCAAUAGAAAGGACUGCAGUAAAAAGUGCUGGUGUAAAUGACUGCUGUGGCCUCAAAGACCAAGAGAACCUGCUCAGUCAGCUGAAGCCCCCUGUGGACAGCUGUCUCUCCCUCGCUCUCAGCUGAUGGAAACUGCUAGUAACCACUGAAUGGGGGUGAGUGAAGUAAAACCACAGGACCAGCAGCUGCAGCUCCAGUGGUGGCAGCAGCAGCAGCAGCAGCAGCAGCAGCAGCAGCAGCAGCAAGCAAGAGCUCUAUUGUUCCCAAGUCUUAAACAGUUUUCUUCCUUUCCAACUGAAAUGUACAAUAGCUGGAAAGCCAUUUCCAGUCUCCCUGCCCUCUGAAGAAAUCCCCGACCAGAGGGGCGGGUGGGAGAAACCCUUCAGGCAAGGGUUCUCUAUUGUGCUGCUGGUUUGAAGAGUGAGCAGGCUCCUGGCAGGCAUGGAGAUGGCAGAGCAGUAUAUAGCUUUCCUUGGUGGUGUGGUGGUCUCAGCUCACUCAAGCAAGUGCCUGGAGGUCCUUGCACUUCUCUGGUUUGCGAUCUGGGUCGCUACAGCACAAAGUGAAUUGGAAACUUCAGUGUAUUUGUGGAAGACAGGUCCAUGGGGCAGGUGUAUGGGAGAUGAAUGUGGCCCAGGAGGUACCCAGACUCGAGCUAUAUGGUGUGCUCAUGUGGAAGGAUGGACUACCCUCUUCACAAAUUGCAAGCAGGCAGAGAGACCUGACAACCAACAGAAUUGCUUCAGAGUUUGUGACUGGCACAAGGAACUGUAUGACUGGCAGCUGGGCAGCUGGAACCAGUGUCAGCCCAUUCUUUCAAAAAGCAUUGAAAAAACAACAGUAUGUGUGAAUGGGGAAGAAGGAAUUCAGAGGAGAGAUAUUAUUUGUGUCCAAAAAUCAAAUGGUGUGAUAGUUGAGGACGCCAUAUGUGAAUACUUUGAGCCAAAGCCUCAGCUAGAACAGGGAUGUCUCAUCCCUUGCCAGCAAGAUUGCAUUGUAUCUGACUUCUCAGCCUGGACAGAGUGUUCUAAGAGCUGCGGCAAAGGGCUAUCCUACCGUUUUCGCCAUAUUGUAGCUCCCCCUCGUUAUGGGGGUUCUGCCUGCCCCAAUCUGACAGAGUUUCAGGCUUGUAGCUCAGCCCUCUGUGCCACUGAAGAAAACCUGUAUAGUCUGAAUGUGGGGUCCUGGAGUACCUGUUCAAUUCCUCACUUGCGGCAUGUCAGACAGGCAAGGAAACGUGGGAAGAACAAAGAAAAGGAGAAAGAAAAGGAGAAGAAUAUUCGGGAUCCAGAAACCCGGGAAUUAAUUAAGAAGAAAAGGAAUCAUAACAGGCAGAACAGACAGGAGAAUAAAUAUUGGGACAUACAAAUUGGAUAUCAGACCCGGCAGGUGAUGUGCACACACAGGAAUGGAAAGACGGUUGCUUUAAGUUUUUGUCAACAAGAAAAAUUGCCAAUUACAUUCCAAUCUUGUGUGAUCACAAAGGAAUGCCAGGUGUCAGAAUGGUCUGAAUGGAGCCCAUGUUCCAAAACAUGUUUUGAUAUGACAUCCUCGAAAGGAUAUCGUACAAGAACACGGACAAUAAAGCAAUUUCCUAUUGGCAGUGAAAGUGAGUGUCCAAACCUAGAAGAAACAGAGCAGUGUGUAACUCAAGGAGAUGGAGUGACUGCUUGUAUCACAUAUGGCUGGAGAACCACAGAAUGGACAGAAUGUCGCAUUGACCCUUUACUUAGCCAACAGGAUAAGCGACGAGGGAAUCAAACAUCCCUUUGUGGAGGUGGGAUUCAGACUCGAGAGAUGUAUUGUGUGCAAGCGAAUGAAAAUCUCCUCUCUUAUUUAAAUACACUCAAGGAAAAAAAAGAAAGUCAGUCCCAGAGAACAUCAAAAACUAGUGCUGCUCCACUUCUAUCCAUCACUUUUGAAAUAACAGCUUCUAAACCUGUGGAUUGGAAACUGUGCACAGGCCCUACUCCCAGCACUACCCAACUGUGCCACAUCCCAUGUCCUAUAGAGUGUGAGGUAUCAGCUUGGUCAGCAUGGGGAUUGUGUACCUUUGAAAACUGUGAGGACCAGCAAGCCAAAAAGGGUUUUAAAUUAAGAAAGCGUCGCAUCAAAAAUGAACCCACAGGAGGCACUGGCAACUGUCCCCAUUUGAUUGAAGCGAUCCCGUGUGAAGAGCCUUCUUGCUAUGAAUGGAAAAUAGUGAGCCUGGAUGAGUGUAUUCCAGAUAAUGAGAAAGAUUGUGGACCUGGUACACAAGUGCCUCAAGUAGUCUGCAUAAGCAGUGAUGGAGAAGAAGUUGAUAGACAGCUCUGCAGAGAUGCUAUCUAUCCCGUCCCCAUUGUCUGUGAAAUUCCAUGCCCCAAGGACUGUGUUCUCAGCACAUGGUCUGGAUGGUCGUCCUGCUCUCACACCUGCUCAGGGAAAACCACAGAAGGGAAACAGGUGCGCACCCGCUCCAUCCUGGCAUAUGCAGGUGAAGGUGGUCUUCAGUGCCCAAAUAUCAGCAUGCUACAGGAAACACGCAAUUGCAAUGAUCAUCCUUGUACAGUUUAUCACUGGCAGACUGGACAGUGGGGGCAAUGCAUAGAAGAUACUUCUGUGUCUGCAUUCAACUCUUCUGCUGGUUGGAAUGGAGAAGCUACCUGUGCUGUUGGAAUGCAAACAAGGAAAGUCAUCUGUGUGAGACUCAACAUGGGACAAGUACCACCCAAAAAGUGUCCCGAAAACCUUCGUCCUGAAACUGUUAGACCUUGUUUAUUGCCCUGCAGGAAAGACUGCAUUGUGACUCCUUACAGUGAUUGGACACUGUGUCCUUCUUUAUGUCAAGAAGGGUCAGUUGUUACUGUGACAAAACAAUCUCGACAUCGAGUCAUCUUGCAGCUCCCUGCAAAUGGGGGUCGCGACUGCCCAGAGACCUUAUAUGAAGAAAAAGACUGUGAUCCGCCUCCUGUCUGCGUGUUUUAUAGAUGGAAGACACACAAAUGGCGCCGGUGCCAACUUGUACCAUGGUAUGUUCGGCAAGACAGCCCAGGUGCCCAAGAAACAUGUGGUCCAGGUCUACAAGCAAGAGCUAUUACAUGUCGCAAACAAGAUGGCAGUCAGGCUGAUAUUGGUGAAUGCCUCAAAUAUGCAGGGCCUUUACCACCCUUAACACAACUCUGCCAAAUUCCUUGUCAAGAUGACUGCCUGUUCACAACCUGGUCAAAAUUUUCUGCCUGCGGUGUGGACUGUGGAUCAGUUAGAACAAGGAAGCGCUUACUAAUUGGGAAAAGUAAGAAGAAAGAGAAAUGUAAGAAUCCUCAACUGUAUCCACUCAUUGAGACCCAAUUCUGCCAGUGUGACAAAUACAAUGCCCAACCAGUUGGGAACUGGUCAGACUGUAUAUUACCUGAAGGCAAAGUAGACAUACUUAUGGGAAUGAAAGUUCAAGGAGACAUCAAAGAGUGUGGACAAGGCUACCGUUAUCAAGCCAUGGCUUGUUAUGAUCAAAGCAGUAGACUUGUUGAAACAUCCCGAUGCAACAGUCAUGGCUACAUUGAGGAGGCUUGCAUCAUUCCAUGUCCAUCAGACUGCAAACUCAGUGAGUGGUCCAAUUGGUCUCGCUGUAGCAAAUCGUGUGGGAGUGGAGUGAAAGUCAGGUCUAAAUGGCUCCGGGAGAAGCCUUACAAUGGUGGAAGGCCCUGCCCUAAACUGGAUCAUGUGAAUCAGGUUUACGAAGUGGUCCCUUGCCAUAGUGACUGUGGUCAGUAUAUAGGAGUCACUGAACCCUGGAGUGUCUGCAAAGUGACUAAUGUGGACUUAAAGGAGAAUUGUGGAGUGGGUGUGCAAACCAGAAAAGUGAGAUGCAUGCAAAACACUGUAGACGGUCCUUCAGACAUCGUGGAAGACUAUCUGUGUGAUCAAGAGGAGAUGCCAAUUGGUGCUAGAAAAUGCAUACUGCCAUGUCCAGAAGACUGUGUCAUAUCCGAGUGGGGCCAAUGGUCUAGGUGUUCCUUGCCCUGUAAUGGAAGCAGUGUGAGGGAACGUUCCGCAAAGAUCUUAAGGCUGGCUCAGGAAGGAAAGGCCUGUCCUUCUACAGUGGAGACAGAGCCUUGUCAUCUGAACAAAAACUGCUAUCACUAUGAUUACAAUGUGACAGACUGGAGCACAUGCCAGCUAAGUGAGAAAGCUGUUUGUGGUAUUGGGAUCAAAACAAGAAUGCUUGAUUGUGUUCGCAGUGAUGGCAAGUCAGUUGACCUGUUGUACUGUGACAAGCUUGGUCUGGAAAAAAUUUGGAAUAUGAACACCUCCUGCAUGGUGGAAUGUCCUGUCAACUGUCAACUGUCAGACUGGUCUCCAUGGUCUGAAUGCUCACAGGCUUGUGGUCUAACUGGAAGAAUGACACGAAAGAGAACUGUUACUCAACCUUUCCAAGGUGAUGGCAGACCUUGUCCUUCACAAAUGGAGCAGUUCAAACCUUGCCCAGUAAAACCUUGUUAUCGAUGGCAGUACAGUUCAUGGGAAGAAUGUAAAGUUGAGGAUGCCCAGUGUGGAGAAGGAUCAAGAAUUAGAAAUAUUUUCUGUGUGGUCUAUGAUGGAUCUAGUGAUGACAUUGGCAAAAAAGUUGAUGAAGAAUAUUGUGGGGAAAUUGAACCUAUGGUUGAUGGCAAUAAGAAAAUUGUACUUGAAGAAGCUUGUACUGUGCCUUGUCCAGGUGACUGUUACUUAAAGGAGUGGUCACACUGGAGCAUUUGUCAGAUGACCUGCAUCAAUGGGGAAGAUCUUGGUUUUGGAGGAAUACAGGUUCGAUCACGAGCAGUGAUUGUUCAAGAUGUAGAAAAUCAGCACCUUUGUCCAAACCAAGCUUUGGAGACAAGACAAUGUAAUGAUGGCCAUUGUUAUGAAUACAAUUGGAUGGCCAGUGCAUGGAAGGGAUCAUCUCGGACUGUAUGGUGCCAAAGAUCAGAUGGUUUAAAUGUUACAGGAGGUUGCUUAAUGAUGCACCAACCAGAUGUGGACAGGUCAUGUAAGCCAGCAUGCAGCCAGUCCCAUUCUUACUGUAGUGAGACCAGAAUGUGUGUUUGUGAAGAAGGAUAUACAGAAGUAAUGUCUUCUAAUGGCACACUUGAGCAGUGCACUCGCAUCCCGGUGGUAGUUAUCCCCACAGUGGAUCAUAAAGAAGAUGUGAAAACUAGUCGAGCUGUAAACCCCACACAGACACCUAUCACCACACCAGGACGAGGAAGAACUUGGUUCCUCCAACCUUUUGCCCCAGAUGGGAAGCUGAAGACGUGGGUUUAUGGUGUAGCUGCUGGUGCAUUUGUUUUGCUCAUCUUUGUAAUAUCUAUGAUCUAUCUAGCCUGUAAAAAGCCAAAGAAACCACAGAGGAGGCAGAAUAACCGUCUGAAACCUUUAACCCUGGCUUAUGAUGGAGAUGCGGACAUGUAAAAUAAUUGCCUCCCAUUCUUUAAACUUUUGAAACAGUAGUAUUGAAAAACAGCAUGCACAUUGUGGACAAUACCAAACAGAUGUUACACAAGACAAAGGAAAAAAAAAGAUAAGAUGGAUGGCUAUGGAUGUUCUAAGAAGGAAUCUUUGUCCGUGACCACCAAUUGGUACAGCAAAUUCCAGUGGCCAUUUUCAGUUGUAAGCACAUCAGCUGAGCAUCUUUAUGCAGUGCUCUUUGAAACAUACGAACUAUAAAACCACUUGCAUAUUA
Messenger RNA from Pantherophis guttatus, 5850 nucleotides. RefSeq names its product thrombospondin type 1 domain containing 7A (gene THSD7A). Lineage: Eukaryota; Metazoa; Chordata; Lepidosauria; Squamata; Colubridae. Gene Ontology annotation, biological process: actin cytoskeleton organization. Gene Ontology annotation, cellular component: plasma membrane. The record is from RefSeq and is a predicted model, not a curated record.